Molecule: messenger RNA, 2901 nt
Organism: Penicillium cosmopolitanum
Lineage: Eukaryota; Fungi; Ascomycota; Eurotiomycetes; Eurotiales; Aspergillaceae
Exons: 4
Coding region: 1-2901 (966 amino acids)
Source: RefSeq, a predicted model, not a curated record
AUGUCGGAUCCGUUGUCGUUCGCAAGUUCGAUCGUAGGGUCCCUCUCACUUGGGGUCCAAGUGACGGACUCCUUGAAGACCUUUUACUCCGUAAACCGGAGCAGAGACCCCAAUCUUGCAAAGCUCGUGCUAGAAUUUGCGGAUAUCCGGGACGUCCUUCGAUCCUUCCAAGAGUCAGUUGAAGUCCAGGAUACUAGUAGCCUAUUUGGAGCCUACACAGAAGAGCUAUACCGAGAAGGUAUCGACAAUAUCACACCAAGGUGGCAGACACUCAUCGAGGAGCUUCACCUAGAAUGUCAGCAAAUCGAUUUGGACUCAAUCACCGAAUCAAAGGAUCGUAUUCAAUUAUCUGGAAAUUCCGUUGCCUAUGCAUUCCGCGAAAGCACACUGGAGAAGAUUGAAAACAUGGUUGGCGAGCUACGCGAACUCAUCUUAUCAGUGCUUGAUGUCCUACAGGUCAAAAAUGACUCCCGGAUGGAGGCCCAACUGUCGAAUUUCAAAUCAUUUCUCGAGCGAACAAACUCGAGUCAGGUUUCUUCAGUGAUUCGGACCUGGCUUAUGGCCCCUGACGCAUCUAUCGACCACAACGCGGUAUAUGCAAAGCAUCAGCCUCAAACUGGUCUAUGGUUUACUGGCGGAAAUCAUUUCGCGAAGUGGCUAGUGCAGCGCAAUUCUUUUCUUUGGCUUAAUGGCUUCCCAGGGUCUGGAAAAUCAGUGCUUUGCUCAACAGCAAUCCAACACACCUUCCUUAGGAGAAAAGACAGAGAUCGAGUAGGCUUCUCAUUCUUUUAUUUCAAUUUUAACGACAAGUCGAAGCAAGAUGAUCAUAGCAUGCUACGCGCAUUACUAUUACAGUUGUCAGGCCAGAUUCAAGAUGGUGAACAGGUUCUAGAGCAAUUGUAUAAAUCGCACAACCCCGGUAACCCCACUGUGGAAGCUUUACUCAACAGUCUGUUCAAUCUCCUGAGCCAAUUCCGUGAUAGCUAUAUUCUUCUCGAUGGAUUAGACGAAAGCCCCCGAGAUGACAAGAGAAAGGGUGUUCUAAGGGCAAUACAGGUUAUAAGGCAGUGGUACUUGCCCAGUGUCCAUCUUUUGGUUACUUGUCGGGACGAGCUAGAUAUCCGCAGAUCUCUAGACCCUUCGCCUGACCAAGACCUGUCCAUAGCACAUUCAGAUAUGAACAGGGACAUAGAAGUCUUCGUCUCCCAUCAGCUCGAAAAUAACCCGAAGUCCCAGUGGUUCAAAGAGCGACAUGGCGAGAUCCAGACGAAACUGACGGCCAACGCACGAGGAAUGUUUAUACAUGCCAAAUUGCAACUGAGGGAAAUUUCAAGAGCGAUGACCCGGAAUCAGCUUGACAAAUGCCUGUACUCUUUGCCUUGUGGUCUGGAUGAGACCUAUGCCCGAAUAUUGUGUGGUAUUGACGAGAAAGACGUUCAAGAUGUGCGAAAGGUAUUGAGUUUGCUUUGCUUUGCCGCCGGACAUCUCACUUCAAAUGAGCUGAUUGAUGCCUUUCUUGGCCCUGAUCAACUGUCACAACUUGACAACGAGGGUCGCUCAUCCUAUCUAGAUGAUAUUGUUGAAAUGUGCGGUGGACUCGUGGUGGUGUCGAUGACUGAAGAUGACGACGGACAUCCGAGAUCUGUUGUUCACAUGGCGCAUUUUUCUGUACAGGAUUAUCUUCAAUCAGACCGUAUUCUCCAAGGAGAAACAGCAAGGUUUGCAAUUCCAAAGAAUGAUGCGAUGAUGUCUGAGAUAGUCUAUGAAGCGAGUCAUAAAAUCGUGACUAGUACUCCAUCUCAUAUACACUUGAAAGACCCAGAAAAGGACUCGGGUUAUGCAUCAGAAUCACGCCCUACAACAAUGACGGUGUCCUCGGAGGCAGUUCUUCAAGAUGAGACCGACUCGCACGCUGUAGUCAACACUGAUGAGUCCAAACAUUCAUACAAUGAGGACAUUGAGUCACUCGCAUCCGACAAUGAUGACAUUGACUCACAAGCAUCUGAUGAAACAACAAACGAAGGAAUGACGGGCAAAGCUCUUAUUAGGAUGUUUCUGACCGAGGAGCCCAAUUUCAGACUACUGUGUGAGAAAGCAAUGGCCGAUAUGGACACACAACGCUUCGUGGAGAACAUGCGACGAUUACUGAAGUCAUUUCACAAAAACCUCUCCGCAGAGGCUGAUGCUGAGGUAGAAAAGACCGUCGCCAGAUUAUUACGCAGCAGGCGAGGAAGGAAUCGGAUGAGCCAACAGAUUGCCACUCAUAUCCAAGAAGAGCGGGAAGAUAUUCCGGAGAGCAAUAGAGCCGACCUCCAAAUUCCACUGGAAAACAAAAAUCGUAUCGAAAGAUGGCUGGGACACGAGUAUACGGAAUUGGAUGACCAAGCUCCAGACUCUGACUCUGACGAUGAUAUCGAGAUAGAUGAGUUUCCUCACAUCUCUGAGCUGAAGGCCUUCCUACGAAAGGCUGUAUCGUUUCAGGUUCUUUUGAAGGAGUUCAUGCUCCUUUUUUUCCCAACUGAGCUGAGAAAUGUGCUCCUGUCUAUUCCUAAAGAGGAUAUCUGGGUAUCUCAGGAGCAAGAUCUUUCUUUGACGAAUAGAUUCAAAACCUGGGUGGAAGGCAAGACUCACGUGAGAUGGAAUUGGUGGCCUCUAGAAUCAGGGAAGAGAAUGCUACUGAACGGUGAAUCGCGAAUUUUUUGGUAUUGUACGUGCGGUGCGCGGCAGUGGGAAGAAAUAUCUAUCGAGCAAUCUGAGCUAAUAUACACCGACGAGGAUCUUCACGUCCGCAUCAACCCCCCCGGCAUGGAUCACGGCCUCGUGGUGACGGCCAAUCUAGCGCGACUACUCCGAAUCAAUCUCAUCAAGGAAGCACCAUCGCGAUCCGGGGAGCUCAGAUAG